CCUGCUUCUUGGAACACGCAGGGCUACAACAAAUACACACACGCCCUGGUCGAACCUGAAUUUCCCCCCGAGGCAACUCAUCGCAGGCCGCGGUUGCAUCCUGUUAGAGAUAAUGUUGCCCACAUAAAAUAACAAUAAAAUGGGGUGGCCAAAUUUUGGGAACUGACUUGAUCGGAGCUGCCCCUGAAAACGUAUUGUAGAGGGGGGGCUGUCGGUGCGGGGCGAGAAGGAAUCAGCUGAAACUAAUUACACCUGUUUGUAUUUAUUUACCCCACCUGGUGCGUUGCGCCAGCUCUCUGUGCAAUCUGACCUGCAGGGGAGGGAAGCUGCGCUACUCGUUUUCACUGUGUAUUUCGUUUGACCUCCGUAUGCAUUUCAUCUUUGACACGAUAUAGACUGGCCCACGUGUCCUCGGAGCUGGCACUGGCCUUUUUGUGUGGCGUGUCGUCUCCGUUUUGGUCGGAGGGAUCAUGAAAACUGUUGUUCAACAGAUGUUACGGACCUGCAACAAACUUUUCUCUGGAAAAACUCCAAACGAUGUUGUGGAGGCCCAUCCGUCCAACAUUGAGACAGCAGCACAGCUGGAAAACAUCCAACAUUUGCCCUGUCCUUCCCAUCCUCCCGGUGUGGAGGCGGUCAGAGAGAGUGUUCACCAUGUGGAGGCAGUCAUUGAGAGGGCCCACCAUGGUGGUGGAUGGCUCCUGUCUGGCAUCAUCUGUAUCAACAUCCUGAUCCUAGGCUGUGCUCUAGUCAGCAGCAGUGCCUUCAACAGCGUGGCCAUUACUGCCAUGCACAGGCAAAUCUUCCUCAUCAUUCUCCUCCUCCUCACAAUGUUGUGGAUGCUGUUUUACGCAGCUGUCACCUCUCGAAAGGAUCAAGCUAUCUUGUUCAAAGAUAGCCAUGCAGGGCCCGUGUGGCUCCGAGCUGGACUUUUGCUGUUUGGGCUUCUUAGUCUCCUCAUGGACGUCUUCAAGAUUGCCAACUACGUGGGCUACCUUCACUGUGACUCUGCUGUUAAAGUGGCCUUCCCUGUCGUUCAAGCUGUAUUUUUGUUUGUCCAGACAUACUUCCUGUCGGUUCAUGCAAAAGACUGCGUGCAGCUACACACUCAUUUUACACGGUGUGGCCUCACUCUUACACUUUCAACCAACCUGGUGGUGUGGAUGGCAGCUGUGACUGAGGAAUCUAUUCAUCAAAUGGAGAUUCCUGAUUUAAAUGUCAAUGUCUCUCACAAGAUGUACAGAGCCAGCUAUGGCAAUCCCAAAUGUAAAUGCAGUCACUCAGCAUGUGACACCUUCAAAGAGGCCUUCUACUACCUGUACCCCUUUAACAUCGAAUACAGCCUCUUUGCGUCGGCUAUGGCCUACGUCAUGUGGAAAAAUGUCGGUCGACAUGUGGAGGAUCACAGCCACCCCAGCGUGAAGUUCCGUCCAAAGGAUGUGUGUAUGGGACCCGUAAUGGGAAUACUCCUGGUGGUGGUGGGACUCGUAACCUUCAUCAUCUACGAGGUGUACAUCCUGAAAGAGGAUGAGGAAAAGCGAAAUGAAGCCCUGUUGAUUCAUUUUAUCAUCAAUAUAGUGAUUGUGAGCCUGAUGUCCCUCUCCACCAUGAUUGGGUGCAUUGUCUACAGGCUGGACCACAGGGAGCACGUAUCGGAGAAAAACCCCACUCGCAGCCUGGAUGUGGGGCUGCUGGUGGGAGCCUCACUGGGGCAGUUCAUCAUCAGCUAUUUCACCAUCAUGGCUGUGGAGGCGACAGGAGCCAGUGGGUACCUGAAUGCCCUCAACCUGUCCUGGGCCGUGCUGACAGUGCUCCAGCUCGGCCUGCAAAACUACUUCAUCAUCGAAGGCCUCCAUCGGGAGCCCUUUCACGUGAUGCAGGAAGCAUCCCUGCACACAAACGCUCACAUCCAAGAGCACACAGAGAUGAGCGUUGUUAUGGAGAUAAAUAAGUCCAGCUACUACCUGACUUCAAGUCAUAAGUUAAGCUGGAAGAGAAGAAUACUGAAGGAAGUUUGUGCCUUUCUUCUGCUCGCAAACAUCAUUCUGUGGAUCAUGCCCGCCUUCGGCGCUCGUCCCCAGUUUGAUCACCCCGUCGAGAUAAAAUUCUACAACUUCACAAUGUGGGCUGCCAUCGUGAAUAUUGGACUUCCUUUUGGAAUCUUCUACCGUAUGCACUCUGUCGCCAGUCUCUUUGAGGUGUACUUAAUUUCUUAGUUGGAUUCAUUCACUGGACUUAUUUUUAGCAUGUAAAGUAAUUUUAUGAUUUUUAUUGAAUGUUUAAAUUGAACUUGUUAAUGUUAAUAAAUUUUAACUUAAAGACA
Molecule: messenger RNA, 2323 nt
Organism: Morone saxatilis (striped sea-bass)
Lineage: Eukaryota; Metazoa; Chordata; Actinopteri; Moronidae
Product: proton channel OTOP2-like
Exons: 7
Coding region: 471-2216 (581 amino acids)
Biological process (GO): proton transmembrane transport
Cellular component (GO): membrane
Molecular function (GO): proton channel activity
Source: RefSeq, a predicted model, not a curated record